This is a messenger RNA of Nicotiana attenuata, 591 nucleotides long. RefSeq lists its product as uncharacterized. The transcript has a single exon. The coding region runs from base 114 to 479 and encodes 121 amino acids. The record is from RefSeq and is a predicted model, not a curated record. Lineage: Eukaryota; Viridiplantae; Streptophyta; Magnoliopsida; Solanales; Solanaceae.
GUCUUCGAACCUAAAGCCCACACAAAACUCUCAAACUAUUAUUAUCCAUAUAAAUACUAAUCUCUUCACCAUCUUUUAUACACAUCUAAUCAUCUCCUCUCCUUCUCCUCACAAUGGUUUCUGUAUCAGUUAAAAACAGAUCCAAAAUAAAAACUACAAUACUCAUUGCAUCUGAUGUAGCUUCAUGGUUGUGUGCUAUUAGCCUUAUGGCUCUUGUAUUGAUGAGUUCUGUUAAGGAAAACAACACUAGGAAUUGGGAAAAUUCUGUCGUCAGAGGAAAGCAGCUGGGCCUGUCUCAUAAUCGACCAUGCGAUGAAAUAUAUGUAGUUGGAGAAGGAGAAACAUUACAUACAAUCAGUGACAAGUGUGGUGAUCCUUAUAUUGUUGAAAGGAAUCCACAUAUUCAUGAUCCUGAUGAUGUUUUUCCUGGUCUUGUUAUCAAGAUUGUUCCUUCCAACCAUAACAAGUCAUUGAGAUAACCUUUUUGAUGGAAGAAUAUUUUGCCUUCCUCUUUUUUCUUCCUCAAAAAUAAAUGUGCUCUCUACAUGUAUAGGAAUAAACUUGAGCAUGAAUUAUUACUGAAAUUAAUAC